This is a messenger RNA of Penicillium lagena, 435 nucleotides long. RefSeq names its product mediator of RNA polymerase II transcription subunit 31. Gene Ontology annotation, biological process: regulation of transcription by RNA polymerase II. NCBI's taxonomy places the organism in Eukaryota, Fungi, Ascomycota, Eurotiomycetes, Eurotiales, Aspergillaceae. Gene Ontology annotation, molecular function: transcription coregulator activity. The record is from RefSeq and is a predicted model, not a curated record. Bases 1 to 435 code for a protein of 144 amino acids. The transcript has a single exon. Gene Ontology annotation, cellular component: mediator complex; core mediator complex.
AUGGAGCCAACGACACAACCUCCACCGCCCACCCUGACCAACCCUCGCUUCACCCUCGAGCUCGAAUUCGUCUCCUCUCUCGCCAACCCUUACUACCUGUCGCAUCUCGCUGUCACCUACCCCAACUUACUGGGCAUCUCGCAAUCCGAUGACAACGACUCCGACUCCUCCUCGUCGCCAGACGCCCAGGCCUUCGCCGCGUACCUGGCCUACCUCUACAACUACUGGAAGACACCGCAGUAUGCGCAGUUCUUGACACAUCCCGGUCCCACGCUACGUGCGCUACGUUUGCUGCAGGAGGACGCUUUCCGUCGCGACAUCAUCCUGCCUCAGGUCAUUGAGAGUCUCGCUGGGGUGGGCGUCCCUGGUGCGCCCGCGGAAACGGUGGAGGGACAGCAGGAGACACAGGAAGGGCCCAAUGGAUCGAAGACGUGA